AUGACGGUGAUUGAGGAAAUAAAAUUCUCCGGAAAUGAUGAGGAAAAUAUUAGGGAGAUAUGUUCAUCACAUGUCCGCGUAUAUCCUAGUGCUAAAAGUGCUCUGGACUGUAGGGAUGUUUCGGCCAGCUGCAAGAUUAGCAUUCAACCAGCUGUUAAAUACUUUUGGGAAUAUCAGUAUUAUGUAACACGUCUCAUUGCACGUCAUCACGCAAGUUCACUGAUUGCCUAUGCAAUUAGACAUGUUAAAAAAACAGAUUCUGACGAAGAUAUAUAUGUAGGUAUGGUGCGGUUGCUGAAUACAGAGACGGGAAAGAAGUUGCUCUUGCGUUCUUUCACGGACCGUAUCACGUACAUUGAUUUUGCACUCCGCAGCGAGGCUCUUUUAGGCAUCCUUGACUACUCUGGAGCAGUUAGUGUUUUUAAAAUUGAUCAAGGGUUGGGUUCUGAAGACCCAAUGACUUCGUCGUUAUUCUUCUCCUUAAAUCCACCAGAAAAUUUUGUCCCUUUGGAUAUUUCUUCACUCGUGUGGUGUCCGUGGUUGCAUGGGUCCAAAACUGCACUCCCACUUGUAAAUGAUAUCCAUGAUGAUGUAUUUGUCCCACCACGUGACCCAAGCCUUCUGUUAGCAUAUUCUGCUCAUCAUAAGGUAAAAGUUAUAAAUGUGGGUUUAGUUGUUGAACUUCUUCAGAAUCACUUUUCACAAGAUGUUCAGUCGGAAGUAUCGUCUUGGAGUGAAAAACAACUUAUUGAUGCCAUAGAAGGAUGUACAGCAGAUUCAUUAUAUUAUGCUGAGUUAUCGGAUCAUUCUGAUGCGAUUACUGCUUUGUCAUUAAGUCGUGAUGCUACUUGUUUGGGUUCUGCCAGUCUGGACGGUAAAGUCUGUAUAUAUUCCUUAGUUAGUCGAAUGGCUGGCAAUAUGAAGUAUAAACUGAGGCCAAUUCAUGUAUUUUCUCCUCAUGGUGGACUACCAUUGUAUGCUUUAAUAUUUCUGGACAACGUGUUGCAUAAUGAUGAAAGUAUAACAUGGAGUUAUCUUUUAACCGGUGCAGAGUCUAAUCGUGAAAUACGUCUUUGGUCAUGUUCCGAUUGGUCCUGUCUACAAGUUAUAGAGUUUUGUUCUGUGAUACCCAGUACAGAUUUACUAAAAUCUUUAAAUAUUUCAUUAUCGAAAUCGAGCAUAAUAUUAGCUGUUGAUCAGUCCGCCUCUUUUCUAAUUGCCACUGAUGUAACACGAAGAGUACUGUAUACACUUGAAUUGGCCGUUGUAAAAGAUGUUCUUGUUUCAAGUGAUAACGAAAGGUCGUUGUCCUCUUCAUCGUCAUCAAUGUUAUCAGUAUCGAAGAAGAUAUGCUGCUUCAUUUCUAUUGGAGAAUUUCUAUUGACAACACCGUGUCUGUUGUUUGCUUUAGGUCCUUCUUCAAGGAAAGCUAAAACUGGUGUAGAUCCCCUUUCUAUAAAAGAGAAAAUCGGUUCACAUAAAGUUUUAAUGGAUCAAAUAUGUUUGGAUAUACAUAUCAUUCAUAAUCGAAAUCUAUUAAAUGGUACCAUUCGAUUUGAUCUGCCUCAUCGAUCUGAAUCAGAUAAACUCGAAUUAAUUACAAAUAUAAUGAAACAAUCUUCAGUGGAAUCACCUGUUCAUCAUCAACGUGAAUUAACAGACCCUACUCUCCCCACUGCUAUUGAUAACUCUAGUAAUAAGGAUCUGUCAAGUUCAAUACCUUCUCCUUUUACUUCAUCACUUAACAUAAAUGCUAUUGUUCAAGAAAAAGUUGAAUCUCAUGAAUUUCUUGAUGAGCGUGAUUCCUCUGAAAUACUCACUAGCAAACAAUUAGGUCAUGAUUCUUUGAUGCCUAACACUUUGGAAAAUCAAUUGAUGAUGGAGAAAUUAACAAAUCUAAUAAUUCUAAUUCCCAUUUAUCUAUUAAAACUGAAAUUGAAGAUAAUUCCAUCAACAUGA
Schistosoma curassoni is the source of this 1959-nucleotide messenger RNA. The record is from the annotation of a GenBank genome assembly. Lineage: Eukaryota; Metazoa; Platyhelminthes; Trematoda; Strigeidida; Schistosomatidae.